Molecule: messenger RNA, 3846 nt
Organism: Ostrinia nubilalis (European corn borer)
Lineage: Eukaryota; Metazoa; Arthropoda; Insecta; Lepidoptera; Crambidae
Gene: Tsp97E
Product: tetraspanin-13
Exons: 6
Coding region: 358-1038 (226 amino acids)
Cellular component (GO): plasma membrane
Source: RefSeq, a predicted model, not a curated record
UUAUCUUUGGACUACUAAAACGCUCCAUUCAUAUUAAAUCUGUGAACCAAAUCAAAUGUCAAUUGUCAAAUUUGAUUGAUUUGAUUAAAAUCUCUGAGAAUUAAUUUUAUUUCACAGAAAUCGUGUGACGCUUUAAUAAUAUGCAGUGAAGACGAUCUAAAAUAAUUUGCAAAUUCACAAACGGAUUCCAGUGCUAUAACAUAAUUUAUAUUGAUACUAACAUUAUUUCGUGAAGUGCUAUUAACGCAAUCUGCGACAAUGAAAGUGUGAUCCUUUUGUCUUCUGUGCAAUUUGUCGUUUUUAAUCAUUUUAUGUAAAAAUACAUUUCAGUCAACCAAGUAUUACUUUGUUGCCAACAUGUGUGGAGGAUUUACUUGCAGCAAAAACGCACUCAUUGCGUUAAAUGUAUUGUAUGUGGUGGUUGCAUCAAUUCUUAUAACAGUAGCAGUGUAUGGGCAAGCUUCUUCACUAGUGGUUCCCAAUUUGCCAAUAGUGGGAGGUAUACUGGCAUGUGGAGUCUUCCUGAUAUUAAUAUCCAUACUCGGCUUGGCUGGGGCAGUAAAGCAUCAUCAAGUUAUGCUGUUCUUUUACAUGGUGAUUCUGUUUCUCUUGUUCCUGGUACAGUUUUCAGUGGCAUGUGCUUGCCUUGCAGUCAAUUCUGAACAGCAGGAGUUACUGGCUGAACAGGGUUGGAAUAAAGUGGGUUUGGAUGUCAAGGAGCAGGUUCAAGAAAGAUUUCAGUGCUGUGGUUUUAAGACAAGGGAACGCAAUGCAACUGUAGAUUUUCCAAUUUGUGACCUUCUUGAUAGGACCUGCUGCCAUAAUGAAAUGGUAACUCCUGAUUGCUGGUGCAAGCCCUGUAUGAAGAAGUUGAAAGAAACAAUUGAUUAUGCCUUCAAGCUAUGUGGUGGAAUUGGUUUAUUCUUCAGUUUCACUGAGUUAUUUGCUGUUUGGCUCGCCCGCCGCUACCGCAACCAGCCCGACCCUAACUACAAGGAGCCUCACGCCAUCUUCCCUAGGAAAAACUACCUUUAUUAAGUAUCAUUAAUUUCCGAGACUGUCUCAUGAUAAGUCUCAAAUGUUUACCUCAAUGCGGUAUCUGUAAUGAUAUAUCAAACAAAAGAUAUGCGUAUCAGUGUGGUCUCCUGUGUAGAUAAUAACGUUUCAAAGAUAAACUGACUAGUAAAUAAGAUAGAUCUGUUGAACUUGAACUGUUGAUAGGGGGUGUAUAGCUAGAUUUUACGCGUAGUACAGCUUGUGUAUUUUCAGCCAUAUUCCUAAAAUUAAUUUUUCAGUUGAGGGAAACAUUGAAAGUUUGUAAGUAUGUAGAUGAAACUAUUUUGUAAACAAUUUUCUCUAUCAUCUAUAACUAUUUAAUAUUAUUCUUUUAUAUUAAUGUACUUGAGAACAUAGCAUAUGGUCGUUGAUAUAUUUAUAAGGAUAGCACUGUAACUGUAGAUAUCCUUUCUUGAAAAAAAUAAUGAAUUUAUCAAUUUUACUAAGAAGUAGUAACACUCUUUCAUUUGGUUUACAAAUUAUCUAAAUGGUUUAAAUUAAAUUUAAUUUUAAUUAAAGAAAUUACGUAUGGUAGGAAAGAAUCCUAUCUUAUUUAUUAAUCAGUUCUUUGGUUUUUAUUUUAGAAAAUAAUGUUUACUUUAAGUAGGAAAUUGACAAAGACAAGAGGUUAUGACUUAUGAUUUUAUUAGUAGGAACAUUCCUUGAAUCUUGUUUUAUAUACAGAGGCUUGAAUUAGUUUUUUAACUAUUUAUGUUUUAUGAACCUUGGAAGUAAGUCACAUAGAACUACGAGGAUAUAUUUAACAAAUGAAUAAAUAGAGAUCUCGUGGAUUUGUUCAUGCGUUUGUUCACCUACUAGUCAAUAGUUAUAUUGUUAGAAUUAAUCAGCUAGGAUUUUAACUUUUUUUCUUGCAUGCAUUGCUUAAUAAAUUAAUCGUCUGUCCUCUACUUCUAGGCCAAUCGAACAGUCACAAAAAAGCUCGAGCAAUUUUAAGAUCAUACCUUUUAUAAGCCAGCUUUAUAUUAAUUUGUCUCUGAAAGUGACUUUUGGAAUACAUUUAUAUAUUUUCUUACUGGUACAGUUCGACAGAAGAAGAGAAUGGGAUUUGACGAAUGACAAUUUGUCGUAGACUCUUGACUAUUAUUUGAAUGCUUAAAAAGAUACAAAUUACUUAACCUGGGUUGCACCAUCUUACCUUUAAAAAAUGAAUUUUAGUCCUGUGUACAGCUACAUUCGUAGUCCGCAAUCUCUUAUGUUGAAUGGUGUGGUGAUAUUGCCAUUUUGUAAAUUAUACUUGUCAUGUUAAAUUAUGGAAAAUAAAUUUUGAGACUUAUUGUAUUUAAAAUUAAGUAAAUAAUUUCUUCUUCGUAGGUUUGCUUCUUACUACAAUUAUACGUAUGUUAGUUAUCCACUAUGUAAAUCGAACUAUAACUACAUUUACUUGAAUUGAAUGUUAGCUUAGCCAAAACUCUUGAUACUCGAUUAAAUUGACUAAUUGGUCAUCCAAACAGGUUGUAUUUUAUCUUACUCAAGUUCCACGUGCUUAUGGACAGUGGGUUGAUGACAGUUUUUAAGCAGUAUUUCCAUGAAUUAGCCAAAAAAAUAUGGUAGUUAAUAAUACCUUUGAAUUUAAAUGUUUAGCGCUCCUCAUAAUUAUGGAAUAGAUUCUAAGAACUUUUCUCGUCAAGAUACCCCGUGUGUGCCCUUCCAGCUUUAAUGCCUCUACUUUAAUUGUAUCAAAUCCAGUUUAGUUAUAGGAAACUAUGUAGAAUAGUGGUACUUUACUCUUUAUUAGAAAGAAGAACGGUCACGCCCCAUACAAAAAAAACCCAGACCCGACAGAAACGAGACAUACCUCAGUUUUUUUGUCAUGUCUUAAUUAGUUAAAUUAUAUAUUUUUUAUAUUCGAAAUCUAUGUAUAACACCAAAAUAUUACCCUUUGUUUUUUGUUCAGGCGUUAUACAAAAACUAAUACAAAAUGCCUAUUUAUCACCAAAAUUGGUAAAUGUAUGUACCUAAAUGUCUAUUACAGCUGCUAUGGAAUGUAUCUAGGUGACCUGGAGAUACAGUCGGAUUAUACAGGGUGGUUAUACAUAUGGAACGAUAAGUGAUCUCACUCGAUUAUUUCUAAACUAUACAAGAUAUCGAAAAACUAGUUACUGAUUCUGAAAGUGCUUCACGAGCUUUUUCAAACGGCACCAAUAAUAGGUUACAGAUUAUGGAAGCUAGUAACAUUGAAUUUUUGGAUUUUGUAACUUCUCGUUUCCACCCUGUAUAAUCCGGCUGUAUCUCCAAGUCACCUAGAUACAUUCCAUAGCAGCUAUUUAGGUACAUACAUUUACCAAUUUUGGUCAUGAAUGUGCAUUUUGUAUUAGUUUUUGUAUGACGCCUGAACAAAAACAAAGGGUAAUAAUUUGGUGUUAUACAUAGAUUUCGAAUAUAAAAAAUAUAUAAUUUAACUAAUCAAGACAUGACAAAAAAACUGAGGUAUGUCUCGUUUCUGUCGGGUCUGGGUCACAGAUGACCGUUCUUCUUUAUUUUGGUAAGAAUUAUACAUUUCUACAUAUUUUAUUGCAAACUUAUGUUUGUGUUACAGGAUAUUUAUUAGGUUUAAGAUUUUUAUCGUUUUUACUUCAUCGUAACUAAGUACACUACCAUAAAUAUGUCAGUUAAGUUCUUGAACCAGUUAUAUAUUUUACUGCUUAAAUUGUAUUCAUUAAUUGACAUGUAGUAUUUGUAGCAUUAUCUGUAACAUAAAGGAAUUCUACAUCAUCAUCUUAAAUGUACUGAUAACCAUAUGUUUAUUGAAAUUAAAGUGUGAAAGCAUGA